GGCGCCGUGCCGCCAGCGUCACUGGCGCCGUGGGCGCCGCUGGCGUUGCAGGUGCCGCAGGCGCUGCUGGUGCCGCUCGCGCCGCGGGCGCUGGGCGCGUCGCUGGUGCCCCCGGCGCCUCGGGCGCCGCCGGCGCUUCGGGCGCCGCUGGCGCUGAAGGCGCCGCUGGCGCCGCUUGGGCAGCUGAACAACAACGCGCACCCCGCCGCAAGGAUGCGUGCGAACACCCCCCUGAGAACAGUGCCAGCAGCGGCAGAGUCGAUCGGCGAAGGGGUCGAGAACGUGCUCAUGGUGCUGCCCAUCUCGGAGUGGACGCUGCAAGUUCCUCCGAACAGCAGUUCCUGUGCACGGCGCGCCUCGACGGUUCCGGCCAGGAGGUGGCUGCUGCAUGCGUGCAGGGUCAGCUGGGAUCGCCUGCGCAUCGGUCACAGCCUCCGUCCCGCAGUCGCGCCCAGCAAGCAACGUCGGCUCAAGCGACGUCGGCUCAAUCAACGUCGCUUCAAGAUACCUUCACUGGGCAUCCUGAUUGAUAACUCAUGUAUUCUUUUUACAUGGAGCCUGCACAGGAUAGUUGGGAAUGUGGCAAAACGUGGAGGGGCCGCGACAGGCUCGACACCAGACAGGAAGGGAGGACGUAAGGAUAAGGACGAUAUGAAGGCCAUGCUCGAAGAUAAGGGGGAGGGAGAUGACUACCUCAGCACAGCUCCAGACUAUUUUAAAGAGUUCGUCCGAAUCCAAUCGAAGCAGUUCGACGCCCUGAAAUCAGAGAUGGCUGGCGUCAAGAACCUCAUAGACCAGGCGAGAAUCGAGGCACAGGACGCAAGGGGGGCAGCGGAAGAGGUUCAGGAUAAGAUGGAGGGGGUGGAGAUGGACGUGGAGGGCAUCAGGAACGACCUGGAGGAGAUGUACCUGACUAAGAAAGAAGUUGAAGAGAUCAUUGACAGCAAGCUUCAAGACACCAUCCAGAGCAACAUGGG
Messenger RNA from Prorocentrum cordatum, 977 nucleotides. Lineage: Eukaryota; Dinophyceae; Prorocentrales; Prorocentraceae. The record is from the annotation of a GenBank genome assembly.